Messenger RNA from Sycon ciliatum, 3238 nucleotides. RefSeq names its product kinesin-like protein KIF25. Gene Ontology annotation, biological process: microtubule-based movement. Bases 380 to 2506 code for a protein of 708 amino acids. The transcript is spliced from 18 exons. Lineage: Eukaryota; Metazoa; Porifera; Calcarea; Leucosolenida; Sycettidae. Gene Ontology annotation, cellular component: microtubule cytoskeleton. Gene Ontology annotation, molecular function: microtubule motor activity; microtubule binding; ATP binding. The record is from RefSeq and is a predicted model, not a curated record.
CAAGUACUGAUAAUGGAGUUGGAUGAAUUUUUAGUUGAGUAUCCUUUGCCAGCGACGCUCACUGAGGCAAACAGUUCCGCAGGCUGACAGUAACUACAUUGUAUUCGCUUUGUAGAGCUAUGUUAUAGUUGUAACUGGAAAGCUUGGAAGCUCACUAGUCUAAAGUCUAAUUUUGAAAUUAUUUCGCGAAACACCGACAUUUUGCAAAUAAUUCACUGAUUCAGUGAUUGUGGUGCUGCAGACACUGCAGUACUCGUACAUGUAUAAUAACUUCAAAGGGGCUGUCAGAUAUUCUCAUUACUAGUCGUCUUGGCAGAUGGUUGCAACCUGAGCAGCAAGCUGUCCAUGCAGAUAAUCCACACCUUAGCCAGCUGUAGCCAUGUCUGUUUUCUCAUACCACUCCACUCCUCCCAGCGAGGCUGAAAAGCAGCUGCUCGUCAGAAUGAGGGCCAAAGAUGAGAGUAUCCUUUCCCUCCAGACAGAAAAUGCAGCGCUGCGUCUCAAGUUGGCUGAGCUCCGGGCGUUGGUGAACACAACUCGACUGCAGAAAGACUAUAUGCGGCGGCAGUUCAUGCAUGCUCACUCCGCGAUGAGCAGUACCCGGAAAAAGCUGAACCUCUGCCAAAGCACAAUACAGGCGCUUCGAUUUGACGUGGACGAAAUGAGGUCGCACGUGGAGGGUUUUCCCAACAUUUCAGCCUCUUCUCUUCAGACUUGUGGCCAGAUGUUUGAGCAACUUCAAAAUCAAGUGUUGCUUAAGUCGGAUAGCCUCGUGAGCUCAUUGAAAGAACAACUGAAAACGGCUCGGAAAGACUAUUCAUCAUUACAAACAUUAUAUGAACAGGAGAAGAAGAGACGGAAAGCCCUUCACAACACAGUUGUGGAGCUGCGUGGAAACAUCCGAGUUCACUGCCGCUUGCGCCCCAUGCUCGCGUUUGAUCAGCGCACUAGUUCGGGCACAAGUAGUUCAAGCGGUGUGGGUAUGGCGAGGACUAACACUGGACUGCUGGAGGAGGUCAUUCUACCCAUUGAUGAGGAAACCGUGUGCGUGCAUACUCUCAAGCAGCAACUCAGUGGUGUCGGCGUCUCAAACAAAAACUUUGAGUUUGAUCGUGUCUAUGGGCCCAGCAGUAAUCAGUCCGAUGUUUUUGCUGAGGUGCAACCAUUGCUCACGUCACUGCUUGAUGGCUACAAUGCCUGCUUGAUGGCAUACGGGCAGACAGGAAGUGGUAAGACACACAGUAUGUUAGGUGAUGGCCUGGAGUCCGGGGUAUCCUCAUCGGAUGUCUGGUGGAAUGAGAAGUCAGGCAGUCCUGGAAAGUACCCGCCACAGUGCAUCCACCACGGUAUCAUACCCAGAGCUGCUGUGGAGGUGUUCAGGCUCAUCGGGGAGCGGUCUGCUGAUUGCCGUGUGGCCGUGGAUGUCUCUGUGGUGGAAAUCUAUAACAAUGAGAUCUAUGAUCUCCUCAAGGGUAGCUCAUCAAAAUGUGAUAUAUCCUUCAAAGAAGACGGGAGUGUUAACUUAUUGGGUGUGACUCGAAGAGAGGCAGAGAAUAGUCAGGAUGUAAUGAAGUCGGUUCUGCUGGGCUUACAACGCCGUGCUGAAGCGGCAACAGGUGUGCAUCAGCAUAGUAGCCGCUCACACCUCAUCAUUACGCUCAACUUACAUACUACAUUGCUUGCUGGUGAUACCGGCCAGCAAUCAAUCAAGCAAUCAAACCUUGCUUCUGGGACGUCACCGCCUAGGAACGUUGCGAGAACAUUGUCUUUUGAUGGGAGCACAGGUAUACCCCGUACACCAACAGGACGGCCACCUUCCCCACACCGCUCUUCUUCCAAAUCUGCUGCUGCCCGGUCUCACAGCCCACCAGUGGCACACAGUACGCCCCUCAAAGCAUCAUUCUCACUUCCAAUGGAUGGUUCUCAUAUAACAUCCAUUCGUGCUGCAGCCUCAACAUCGGCGACGAUAACGAAUCGAUCUGCUCAGCUUCACGCUCAGAGUGCAUCGUUUUCUGAUUCUACUGUCAUGUCACAGACGCCUCGUGUGAUCCAUACCAAGCUGCAACUAGUGGAUCUGGCCGGGAGUGAAUGUGCCGCAAUGUCUGGUGUGGAUGGAAUUGGUCAGAGAGAGGCAUCCUUCAUCAAUCGAAGCCUCUCAUCACUGGCAGAUGUACUAGCAGCACUCGCAAAGAAGCAACAGCAUGUUCCAUACCGCAACUCCAAGCUCACACACAUCUUACAAGACACCAUUGGUGGUGAUGCAAAGCUGCUUGUGUUGACCUGUGUUGCUCCGGCGCAACGCUAUCUCACCGAAUCAAUGCAGUGUCUCCAGUUUGGCUCGCGCAUCCGCCAAGUGCAGCGUGGUGCCGCACCCCGUGCUAGACCCACCAGCAGCACUACUAGUGCCAGUACUAAACAGCAGACAGACCCUUCGCAUAAUGCAAGGGACCGCCGGAGCAUGCAUGCAUACACCCCAGGUCGAGAAAGUCCUCGGUCGUCUAGAUGACCUAUCACUUGCCAUACCGUGUCACCAACCAUGAUAGUCCAGUCUCACCAGAGAUGUCACGCUACAUGCUUGUGCUGCGCACAUGGUGCCUGGUCUUGUGAAUCUACUUUCUACCAGUGAUACGAACUAUUAGUCCAUACCUUCAACUUGUCUUGAUCAGUCGUCAGCAUGUUGCGACGACCGUAGUAGAGACUAUGCGUGGCACGUCACCGACAAUCUGUGCAUGUUUUCGUAGAAUCAUCUGGAUCACUGAGUAUCUCUUUGGGCUUUUUGGAAGAGAAAUGUCACCAUCCUGAAAGCUUGUCUCGUAUCCUUGUGUCAACGUUACAGUACGUGUUCUAUCAUCAACCAAGGGGCUCAUGAGUCAUGAAGUAUCUAUAUUCAAUAUAAACUAAGAGUCAGCUAUAUCCAGGUGCAGAUUAUACUAUCUCAGAGCACUUGCCGUCAAUAAUCUACGAUUGUCCUCAACCCCACCUAUAUGAAUGAAAUAAAAGGCCCGCCGCCAUAUUUAAAUAAUGAUUUUUUCCAUCCCGUUACUUGAGGAUCUCACUCUACAGGCAUUGUCUUAUCUAUUUUCUCCUCAGUGCACUGUUCAGUAAACAAUUCUACUUGCAUGCUUUUCUGUUUACUCUCUGUACAUUGUUCUCCGAAGUGGAGAUUUUCACUACAAGUAUUAAGAAGAAUGGUUUUAUAAAAUGAAAUCUGAAAUGUCAGGUCACUGACGUCACAUUA